This is a messenger RNA of Gopherus flavomarginatus (Mexican gopher tortoise), 5449 nucleotides long. RefSeq names its product phosphatidylinositol glycan anchor biosynthesis class S (gene PIGS). Gene Ontology annotation, biological process: attachment of GPI anchor to protein. Bases 125 to 1780 code for a protein of 551 amino acids. NCBI's taxonomy places the organism in Eukaryota, Metazoa, Chordata, Testudines, Testudinidae. Gene Ontology annotation, cellular component: GPI-anchor transamidase complex. The transcript has 12 exons. The record is from RefSeq and is a predicted model, not a curated record.
AGCGCUGCUGUCGGUCUACGCCCUCUCCCGUUCCUUGGCCUGCGCCAAUUGGCUGCCGGCUGGUUUCCCCGGCUGCGGGCAGGCCCCGCCCCUGGAGGUCCGGGAAGAGCAGUCGGACGAGAGGAUGGCGGCUGACGCGGCAGAGAAGGAGCGGGGGAAGCGCGCUGCUCUCUCCUUCGCCGCCGUCGCGCUGGUGCUGGGGCUGCCGCUCUGGUGGAAGACGACGGAGACGUCCCGGGCCUCGCUGCCCUACGCGGGGAUCAGCGCGCUGGGCUCGCUCCGGUUCCAGCUGACUGUGCCCGUCUCAGUGGUCUUUGCCAAGGGGGCUCUGCCAGGAGCUCAGCAGAGGAGACUCCCUUUAGCAGACACACAGGAAGAGGAGAGUCUGUUAAAUCGAAAACUAAUCGUUACAUCCUGCUAUGAGAUGACUUACCGGAGUGCGACCGCCACAGAGCAGGCAGCCUUGGCCAUGGCCACUGUGCAAGAGGCAGACGCUGCGCUGCUCCUGCUGCAGGAGGACUUGCUGGGCGCUCUGACUGUAUACGUGAUCCCAGAAACCUCCCCUCUCCUGCCUCAGGGCAUUGGUGUGUACAUUGGGAAGCACCGUAGCGCCGUGAUGAGGGGAACGCAGGGCCCAGGGGAUGUCCUGGCUGCCAUUAGUGCCCGGGUGCAGCAGAUUGUGCAGGCCAUGUCCUUCACCACCGACUCCAUCACCACUGCCUUGUCUGAUCGUGUCCCCAUGGACCAGCUCGGCACGGACACGAGGCGCCCGUUCAAAUCCAGCCUGGGGUACGAGAUCACCUUCAGCUUACUGAACCCGGACCCCAAGUCCCACGACGUGCACUGGGACAUCGAGGCAGCUGUCAACAGCUACGUGCAGCCCUUCCUUGACAAGCUGGGCUCGGUGGCCAACUUCUCGGUGCACUCCCAGAUCCUGUACUAUGCCGUCCUGGGGGUCUCGCCCCGCUUUGACAAGGCUUCCUCCAGCUUCAUCCUAAGUGCGCUCAGUCUCCCCCACGUCAUUAACCCGGUGGAAGCCAGGCUGGGUUCCAGCGCCACGUCGCUCUACCCCGUGUUGAACUUCCUGCUGUAUGUGCCAGAGCGUGUCCAUUCCCCUCUCUACAUCCAGGACAAGGAUGGUGCCGCUGUGGGAACCAACGCUUUCCACAGCCCCCGCUGGGGUGGGAUCAUGGUGUACAACAUCGACCACCCAGCUCCUGACAAGGCCCCUCUCCCGCUUCGGGUGGAUGUGGACAUGGUGCGAGUGAUGGAGGUGUUCCUGGCCCAGCUUCGGUUGUUGUUUGGGAUCUCCCAGGUGCCGCUCCCAGAGGAGUUCCUGCUGGAGAGCCCUGGGAACAAUGGGCUGACGGACUGGGAGCUGGACCGCCUGCUGUGGACCCGAACAGUGGAGAAUAUCGCCACAGUGUCCACCACCCUCACCUCCCUGGCCCAGCUGCUAGACAAGAUCGGGAACAUCGUCAUCAAGGAUGAUGUUGCUUCUGAGGUAUACCAUGCAGUAGCAUCAGCGCAGACUGCUCUGCUGGAGCUGGCCUCUGGCCAUCUGGGCUCAGCAUUCCAGGCCAGUAAAGAGGCAGUCACCUCCUCAGAGCGGGCCUUCUUUGACCCUUCGCUGCUGCAUCUCCUGUACUUCCCUGAUGACCAGAAAUUUGCCAUCUACAUCCCACUCUUCCUGCCGAUGGCGGUGCCCAUCCUGCUGUCCCUGGUGAAGAUCCUCCGGGAAGCCAAACAGAGCAAGAAGGAGCCCAUGAAAACUGACUGAGCCUGCCUUCAGCUGCUCCAUGGGGCAGGGGAGCUUGGAGCCAGCUCGUGACAGCCUGUCUGUGUCGGAACAGUCAGGGCCCAGUUAAAGGGCUUGGACUCAGAUGAUUCUUUAUGAAUCCUGGAAGAGUGGAAAGUCUGGCAGAAAUAGGGUGUUGGGUCAGAAACCAAGGCUUAGACCCAGCAUGGUGCUCUUGGCUUCACCUCGGGGGUUACCAGGGACUCCAAAGGGGAGGUCUGUGCUGCAGCUUGGCACCAGUGGCUUGCCUGUGCCAGCCACCUCAGGCUAAGAGGCAGUUUCAUUGUGGUGUGGCUCUUUGGGCUUGGGCUGGAGCCCAGGCUCUACGACCCUGUAAGGUGUGGGGGUACCAGAGCGCUGGCUCCAGCCCAAGCCCCAACUUCUACACCUCAAUUAAACAGCCCCUUAGGAAGAGCCCCACAAGCCGGUCAGCUGGCAUGGACAGACCUCCCCCAGGGAGUGCCGAGUGGCUGCAGCUGCAUGUGACUGGCUGGCUGACAGAAUGCCCCUGCAGGCUGGGCCCAAGGUGGAUGAGCUUGGGCCAAUCCUGCUUUUUCUAGUUGCUGCAGCCAGCCCCACCGCCAGACAGCAAAGGAGGUAGUUUUGGGGCUCCCUGGAUAUGAGUCAAGCUUCCACUCCGCCCACGGUGCCUGGAUGAAGGGGCUCUCCUUUGAGUCAGAGGGAUUGGUGUUAGCUUCUGAGAGAUGCUCUGGAGUCUCUGUCCCCUCUGAGUGCUUUCGCAGUCUGAAUUGCACCCUUCCAGCCCAGCCUUUGUGUGGCAUGCCCAGCUUAGCAGGGGUGAGACCUGUGGGGCACCAUCCUUUCAUUCCGGUUGAGAGCCUUGGUAUUGGCAGGGCCCCGCCUACAUGCACUGGACCCGGGUCCCUUCCCUUGUGAGCUGUUGAUCCACAAGUGUGACCCUGCCACCUUCCCCGACGUAGAGGGCAUAUACAGGCCAGCCUUUGCCUGUGUGCUGGGGCAGGGCUUCCUCGCAGCGUCUGCAGCAGGUGAGUGCUGCUCAUCCUUCAGGGACCUAUAGAACGUGGCUCUUUGGUUUCUUAGCUUCCUGCCAUGGCUGGCAGCCUGUGUGUCUCUGUGGUGAGAGCCUGGGGCCUUGUGUUGCAGGGGACUGGGCGGGGCCAGAAGUGAGAGUGAUGCACUGAUGAAUGCUGAACAAAACAAUAAAAGUAAAAGCCAGACUCCGCUGAGGGGCAGCGUGCCUUUCCUGGGAAUUCAAGCAGCCUGUGCCAUCCUGGCCGGCUUGGCCUGGGGGAGAUCCUGCCCCUUAGGAGCUUCUCAGGGUGGCCCAAGCCAGUGCUGCUGUCCUGCGGGAUCGCUCCUGUGUGUGUCGGCCUAGGAGGGUUUCCCGUCAGAUGGGCUAGAUUCUGGGAAAUCAGUGUGGAGAGUGUUGUGCUGCUCACGCUGGCCAGCUGCCUCGCUCCAGUCUCUCUUCUGCACAGCAUGUCUGUCCGUCCUUCCGAAGGGGAAGGAGCUUGCUGCUCUGUGCUGUGGGAGAGGGUGCUGCAGGAAGCUAGGCCCUGCUAGAAGCUGUCCAAUGCUGUGCCAGCUCAGUGGAGCCAGGAGGGAAAGCAUUUGCUGAGCGUUGGGCUGGCUGUGGGGAAGUGCUUCCCUGGAGAUGAGAGCAGGGCCUGAGAGUUUCUACACUACUGCUUGUAUCUCAGGAGCUGCAGCCUGUGGUUCCAGGGACCCUGCAACAGGAUGGGCCUGGUCUGUGGGCAAGAAAACCCUGGGUGAAAGGACAGUCCCUGACCUACCACAGAGCACCAGGUCCCAUGCUGAGUAGGCCUAGGAGCCUUGUGGGGCAGUAGGGGUCUGACUGUGCAGUUCUCCACAUUUCCACCAGGCAAUGGCAAACCCCAUCACAGCCAAUCCGGGAUGGAAUAUGCUCAGCACUAGAUUCCUCCUUGACUCCCCAAGCGUGCCUGGUUCCUCCAAAGUGUGACCAUGACCUCCCUGUCCAUUGAUAAAAUUCUGUCAGCGUCCCACUUCUGCUUAAAUACGUCACUGCUGCCUGGCUCUCCCUCCUCUGCCAGGAGCCCUGUUAUCUGUAACAGCCCCCUUCAGUACCUCUAACGUGACCGUUUGCCUCCUUGCUAGGGUCUCGGGCAGGUUUUCAAGCUUCACGUGUGAGGCUUAGCUUUCUGCCUGUCUUGGUUAUAUUCUCUCUGCACUAAUAGUCCGAGCUGUGUCACUCUCCUUGUCCCCAAGCCCCUUCCUUGCCUUUCCUCUCUCUGUGCCCCAGGCUGCAGGCUCUCCACCCUAACUAAGCUUCCUUUAAACGGGCAGUCGCCGUAGACACUUCCAAGGCACCAAGCAGUGCUCUAGACUAGAGAGUCUGAUUUGGUUUGGUUUGUAACAUGAAAUCCUUUCCUCCUAUGGUCUGACUGUAAUAACCAUCCUGGUCUGCUUCCCUUAUCCAGCAAGUUUACCCUGAAAAUGGCAGCUACAGCAGGUAAGGUUUCUCAAAACAUUGCUGUUGGAUCAGAGCAGUCUAGGCUGUUACUUAUCUAAAGCUGUGUCUACAUUGCCCCUUUAGUGCUAAAACUUUAGUCAUUCAGGGGUGUGAAAAAACACCCCCCUGAGCAACAAGUUUUAGUGCUGAAAAGCACCAGUAUGGACACAGUGCUUUAUUGCUGGGAGCUGCUCCUUCACCGUGGUUAUUUUUUAUUGCCAGGAGAGCUCUCCCCUGGUGAUAAAGUAUGACUGCACUGCCUGUGUACUGCGCUGCCAGGGUUGCUGUAAUGUGGGCAGUGUAGACACCUGAACUGCCCCUGUUGAGUAUAACUGUAGUAAGGUGUAAUGAGGGGCACUGGGGCUUCAGCCAGGGGCAGGAGCUCCUACUGCCCUGCCCGUUACUCCACUACCCUCCACCUCAAUCCACCCUCUACUGUUUCAUUCUGGUCCCCUCACCCAGUUUUGCUAACAUACCUUGACAUUCUGCACCGCUUACUGGUCCCUCCGGACGGGGACUGAAUGUCCUAGGCACAGUGAGUUUUCAUAUGUCUAUGUUCCAGGCUCAGACAUUGUUACUUUGAGAAGCCGUGUUGCCAAAAGCCACCCCCACCUCUAUUUCAAUAAUGGGGAAGGCUGGGAGAGGAUAGGGUGAAUUGGAUCAGCAGCAAUUCGAUGUAUUUCCGUUCGUCUGAAGUGUUGGGGGUUAGUCUAGAACUGAGCAACUCCUCUCGCCUGGGCUGACCCAGUGGCAGUAUUUUAACAGACUUCUAGCUUCUUAAUACAAUUUAGCCGUUGAAAAUGAGGAGCCAAUGCCAUGUACCCCUCACUUCAGUGCAGACCCUGAGCAAGUGCCGCAUGAUGCUGUGUGGCCUACACAGUCCCUGCAGCUGCAGUAUUUAACCCCAGGCUGGUCCAGUGCAGGGCUAGCUGAACUGGUAAGGGAGUCAGUGUGUUUGUGUGUACUGUGAAAUAUCUAACCUGCAACUACCUCUAUUUUAUUCUUUAAAACUUGCAUCUUCUGCUAGUCUGGACUGACAUGACGUAUCCACCUUGAUUAUUCCUGGGGAAUGCAAGUUCUGCUUUCAGUUUAUGCUGUGUCCAAGUUCAAAUUAGGAGUGGGCCAGCAUGCGUGUGGAUCUAAACAAAGCUAUUUUUGAGAAAUAAAGAAACUCUUCU